CCGAAGUUCGUGUGUGUGUCAGAGUUAGCGCGCGCCAGUUCAUCUAAACAUCAUCUUCGUCAUCAUCAUCAUCAUCAUGUCUCUGAGCUGCUUUUUCACGCAGUUUUUACUGAGUUUGUCCCUGCUGUGUGUGGACAGCGCCGUCCUUGAGGACACGCUGCAGGAGACAAAGUCAGUCUCAGGGUCAGACUGCGUCCUUCACUGCACGGCCGCACACAAACCUGGUGUCCGCUACCGAGCGGUCAGGUGGUACAAAGUCACAGAGUCUCCGUCGUCUGGUAUCACCGGCCUCGUGACUCGAGAUCUUCCUGACGGCGUGACGAGAUUCUACGCCGACGUGGAUCGAGAGGUGGAGCUUCAGGCGGAGUCUCACGGCCUCUUCCUGCCCAACGUGACUUGUGGAGACGGCGGCAUUUACCUGUGUCACCUGACUUCACCUGUGGGAGAGCAGGACACGGAGGGGCGGGUCCACCUCACUCUCACAGGUACAGAUUGUUCGUCAGAUAAACACACGACGGAUCGUUACUCCGUCAUCGUGGCCACAGCCGUGCUGAUUUUGGCACUGGUAACAUUCCUCAUAAGCUACAGCAGCCUGAGGAACACGAUCAGAGACAGAACCAAGACCACCACACACAAGGAUGUUCUCGUGGACUCGGCACUGAAACCGCUGGACAAGAAGGACUUGAUGUUGAUCUACACUCUGGGUCCAAAAACAGCCACCAUGAAGCACGUCAUUGUUUAAAGAAACAAAGAGAGAACCACCUGGAAGACGCCGUCCGUAUUUCGUCCUCCUCCUCCUCCUCCUCUGCAGAUGGAUCAUCAGACUCUUUCAUGAACAUCAGAGAACAUGUUCAUUAUUUACUGAUUCACUGGAGGAAAACAUGUGGAAACAAAACCCUGAGGGACGGAUCUUCAUCCUCGGAGAACCAGGUCACACCGGUGGACCUGGACUCUGACCGCCGCUGUCUAGCUGAGGGUUUGUUGUUCAAUCCCACGGCUCCUUCUGUCCACGUGAGCAAGUGAAAGAAGGAAGUCGAAGCCGUUCCAUUCAUUAUAUUCUCACAUAAUCGAUGAGUAGUUUGGUUUUUAAAAAUUCAGGAUGAGCUGAGCGGUGUUUCCCAAACCAAACACGGUUUCUGUGAUUUAUGGAGCAAAGGAAGCAGAGAAGAUUCACAUUUAACAAACACUCAAACAUUGUUUCAGCCCUAAAACAACAACACUAUGUUUCCUAACAGGAGUUUGUGUUUCUUUUUUAUUUUCGUGUAUAGUUUUUAUAGUUUUAUUAAGUUCUCAUCACAGGAUUCUCACUGGUCCUGGAAAUCCUUGGACAUUUGUGAAUGUGACACUGAAAAAUCCAGGUUUUGUCAAAAGUUAUUUAAUUUAUGUUUAGUGCAAAUUGGUUGUUGUUGUUGUUGUUGUUGUUGUUGUUAUUGUUAUUUCCCUUUUUCUUAAAGGAACCGUUUUUAGUAAGUGAUCAAUAAUCAUGUCAAUAAAAUCCACUCGCCAACA
Molecule: messenger RNA, 1509 nt
Organism: Solea solea (common sole)
Lineage: Eukaryota; Metazoa; Chordata; Actinopteri; Pleuronectiformes; Soleidae
Exons: 5
Coding region: 77-742 (221 amino acids)
Source: RefSeq, a predicted model, not a curated record